ACCAUAACUCAAUACUCAUCAAUUCUCACUGUUCAUUCAUCUUCCUUAAUUUCUCGUUAACUAGUCAUGUCGAGCACAGCUGCCCACGUCAUCAAAUGCAAAGCCGCGGUUGCAUGGGAGGCUGGGAAGCCACUGGUGAUUGAAGAAAUAGAGGUAGCGCCACCACAGGCUGGUGAAGUGCGUUUGAAGAUCCUCUACACCUCUCUUUGCCACACUGAUGUUUACUUUUGGGAAGCUAAGGGCCAGACUCCAUUGUUUCCUCGUAUAUUUGGUCAUGAAGCUGGAGGGAUUGUGGAGAGCGUAGGUGAGGGUGUGACCCAUCUGAAACCAGGAGACCAUGCCCUCCCUGUGUUCACUGGGGAGUGUGGGGAAUGCUCACAUUGUAAGUCGGAGGAGAGCAACAUGUGUGAUCUGCUAAGGAUAAACACGGAUCGUGGUGUCAUGAUCAAUGACAACCAAUCAAGAUUCUCUAUAAAUGGAAAACCCAUCUACCAUUUUGUCGGUACCUCUACAUUCAGUGAAUACACUGUGGUCCACGCUGGAUGUGUUGCAAAGGUCAACCCUGCUGCUCCACUUGAUAAAAUCUGUGUCCUCAGUUGUGGAAUAUGCACAGGUCUUGGAGCUACUGUCAAUGUUGCUAAACCAAAACCUGGUUCUUCUGUUGCCAUUUUUGGACUUGGAGCUGUUGGCCUUGCUGCUGCUGAAGGGGCAAGGAUUUCUGGUGCAUCAAGAAUCAUUGGGGUUGAUUUAGUUUCCAGCAGAUUUGAAGAAGCUAAAAAGUUCGGGGUCAAUGAGUUUGUGAACCCAAAAGAUCAUGACAAACCUGUACAAGAGGUAAUUGCUGAAAUGACAAAUGGAGGUGUGGAUCGUGCUGUUGAAUGUACUGGCAGCAUCCAGGCCAUGAUCUCAGCUUUCGAAUGUGUCCACGAUGGUUGGGGUGUUGCUGUACUUGUUGGAGUGCCAAACAAAGAUGAUGCAUUCAGAACUCAUCCUAUGAAUUUCUUGAAUGAGAGAACUCUUAAGGGUACCUUCUAUGGUAACUACAAACCCCGCACUGAUCUUCCUAGUGUUGUGGAAAAGUACAUGAAAGGGGAACUAGAAAUUGAGAAAUUCAUCACCCACACAGUUGCAUUCUCUGAGAUUAACAAAGCUUUUGAUUAUAUGUUGAAAGGGGAGUCCAUCAGAUGCAUCAUUCGAAUGGGAGAGUAAAAGUAAAAAACAAUGAUGAAUUAGUCCCAGUUGGUGAAGGGGGUUCUCUUUGUGGUUGUGAAAGAAAAAAUAAAUUUCUUGUGUAAUCCCUUUAGGAUUAUUGAAUUUGUGAAAGUUGGAAUGUAGAGAAUGAUAGAGCCUUUGCCGCUGGGAUUGUCUGAUGCUGGAUAAAUAAAAUGUUUUUGUCAAUUUGUUGUUCUUGUAGUAAUUAAAGUGAUUUUGGUAUAAAACAAUACAUGUACCUUUCUUCAGUGGUUUUGGUAAAAUAAUUGUUGCUUCU
Messenger RNA from Abrus precatorius (Indian licorice), 1489 nucleotides. RefSeq names its product alcohol dehydrogenase 1. Bases 67 to 1209 code for a protein of 380 amino acids. NCBI's taxonomy places the organism in Eukaryota, Viridiplantae, Streptophyta, Magnoliopsida, Fabales, Fabaceae. Gene Ontology annotation, cellular component: cytosol. Gene Ontology annotation, biological process: formaldehyde catabolic process. Gene Ontology annotation, molecular function: zinc ion binding; S-(hydroxymethyl)glutathione dehydrogenase [NAD(P)+] activity. The record is from RefSeq and is a predicted model, not a curated record. The transcript is spliced from 10 exons.